CCUUUUUAUAUCCAAUUACAUACCUAAUAACCCAAUAUUUAUAUGAGCUCUUGCCCAUUAUACAUGUGUAAAAUUAAAUAUUCAUUUAUUGAUUUUUUUUCUUUUUCUAUUAGCAUUAUCCUUAUGGGCUUAUUUUCAUCAACCAUUUCCCAUGCUUUGUGUGGAUGCACCUAUAGCAGGUGAAUAUUUCUGCGUUAUUUGCAAAUAAUUUUUUCCACUUUUUCUUUUUUCUAUACUUCUUUGACCUUUUCUCUCUCCAUCGAUAUUAGACUAUAUCUUUUUCUGACAUUAUAUAUUAUGAUGUUAUCUGCUUUUAUAUAUGCCCCCCAGUGAGACCCAUGGACUAUCCAUGACCCGUACCAUAUACUGAUUUUCCAUCUAGCAACCAUUGGUGGACACGCCUGGGAUUUUUGUGUGCGAUCAUUACUGAGGUACAGACACCUGUCCAGGUCAUUUGUUUGUUCACAUAGUGGUGGCAGUUUUAGACAAGUAUUAGUCUUAAUUGUUUGCUUUGUGCACACAUUUUCAACCUACCUGUUCUCUAUAUGAAAUAUGUUAAUUCUUACAUUUACAGUAAAUUGCGGCUAUGUCCGCAUAAUACAUGUGAUCAUUAUAUUAUUUGAAAAUAUGAAUUGUACUAUACUUACAUGUUUUUCAUUUAUAGAUAAUAUAGUAUGCAUUCUUGUCCCUGAAGAAGCCCGACGGGCAAAACAUGUUGGACCCCCUGCAUACAUCACUCUGUCACCCCAAUAAUUGAAACCACAACAAGGCCUAUGGUGAUCUUCACACCAGAAUGGAACAAGAUCUUUACUGGAGAGGCUAUUACAAUGACCUGUGAUGUGAGGUCGAUGGCACAAGGAGUUUUGGUCUAUACCUGGUACAAGGAUGGUCACUGGUUACAUACAGGGAAGAGCUAUACAAUUCAACAAGCCCAACACUCACACAGUGGAAACUACCAGUGCCAGUUAGGUACCAGUGCUAGAAGUGACUCAGCUAGACUGGAUGUCGAUAACGGCUAUGUCCUCCUGCAGGCUCCUCUUCAUGUGUACGAAGGGGACAAUGUUACACUGAGAUGUACUCAGUUUCCUGGGCACGCAGGCAAACUCACUGUAUUUUACAAUGACAGUAUGGUCAUUCAAGAUUGGUCACUCGAAUCUGAACUACUGAUUGAAAAUAUAGACAACACAUCUAAUCAGAGGUACAAAUGCACAAAACAGGUCCAACACCAUUUAUUGUAUUACCUGCACACAGAUGAAGUGACCUUUUCAGCCCAAGAGUUGUUCACACCUCCAGUUCUAAGACUGAUAGAAUGUGAUCACACCAUGCUAACUUGUGACACCAGCCUCAGUCCACUAAGAGAGACAACAGAAUUGCACUUUGCUUUUUAUAGAGAUGGACAGAAUGUUCAGAGUUAUAGUACAGCUGGUACAUUUUCUAUUCCAUCUGCCUGGAUGAAGGAUUCUGGGAGUUACACGUGUCUAGUGAGAACUUCGACCAACGAAGUGGAGAAGACCAGUGUGCCCCUUCACGUAGAAGCUAAAAGGAAAGAUGAAGCCAAUAUGGACAGGAACAGCAAUGCCAUAUCAGAGUCCUCUGAUUCUUAUGAAAUUAUAGCGACUGCACAUCCAGUGACCCCACACCCAGUGACAGAAGAGACAAAUAACACAAAUAAUCUAACGUUGAUACUCCCUGUGACUUUGGUAGUAUUGCUCCUAGUCCUUGUUUUUGCCAUCUUGAUCUUCGUGUACAGAAGGAAACAGAUUUGGUUAUCUGUUAACAGCCAACAGCAAAUAACAGUUUUGAUAGGGAAGACACGAUUGAGUUUGAAGAAAAAUAUGCUGUAUCUGAGGUUCCUCAUAUACCACAAGAUUUACAGAUGUCUUUCGAUAACCCCCCUGCAUAUAGUAAAGUGCCAACCAUGGAGAUUGCAUGACUGACUGUUAUCUUCACAAAGGACCAAUGUAUAUAUAUACAGUCCUACCACAGGGAUUCCGAAAACAUAGCAAUUUUCCAUAACAUGGGAAAUGUAUUCAUUCUUCUGCAUAUUAUUUGUAUUCACUAUGUAAGCUCUGUCACUUAAAAUCUAAUUUAAGCUAAAGCAUGCUGUGUAAUUCACAAUGUUUUAAAAUGUGCAGCUUUUAUUAAAAAAAAAAA
Molecule: messenger RNA, 2154 nt
Organism: Rana temporaria (common frog)
Lineage: Eukaryota; Metazoa; Chordata; Amphibia; Anura; Ranidae
Product: Fc receptor-like protein 3
Exons: 10
Coding region: 774-1937 (387 amino acids)
Biological process (GO): cell surface receptor signaling pathway
Molecular function (GO): transmembrane signaling receptor activity
Source: RefSeq, a predicted model, not a curated record